This is a messenger RNA of Sclerotinia trifoliorum, 1124 nucleotides long. Lineage: Eukaryota; Fungi; Ascomycota; Leotiomycetes; Helotiales; Sclerotiniaceae. The record is from the annotation of a GenBank genome assembly.
AAGCUCAUCGCCAUGAAUCUUUCCACAAUAUAAAGGAUGCUUCUCUGGCUUCUUAAACUUUAAUUCAUCAAUUUGACACCGGCACUUAUCUCAACAAUUCCUUCUUAAACAUAAUCCUCUGCAUCUAUUCCGAUUCGACAUCAAGGCAAUAUGGCACCAACUAUUGUCCUUAUCUCUGGCACUAACAGAGGCAUUGGCAAGGGUAUCCUCGAGCUUUAUCUUUCUAAACCAAACCACACUGUUAUUGCCGCAAACCGCGAUCCGAAUCAUCCUUCAUCAAAGGCACUCUCAGAUUUGCCUACAGCUGAAGGAUCUUCUCUCAUCGUCGUCAAAGUUGAUGCUACUGCCCCUACAGACGCUCUUGAGGCUGUGAAGCAAUUGGAAUCCCAGGGCGUUGAUCAUCUAGACAUUGUGAUUGCUAAUGCUGGAGUCUGCUACGCCUGGCCUACAGUUUCAGAAGUGAAAGUCGAGGAUAUCCAAGGCCAUUUUGUUCCAAACGUGCACGGCUUUAUCUGGUUGUAUCAGGCCACACUUCCCCUCUUGAAGAAAUCUAAACUUGGAAAGUUUAUAUCCAUCGGUUCUUCCGCGGCAUAUCUCACGGUAAGAUUGCUAUUCGUUUUCGAUUUGCUAUCGCAGCUGUUGGCUAAUAAUGAUUUAUAUAGUAUUUGAUUCUCUCCUCGUGUGACCACGAGUAUUUUAAACAAAUCACGUAUAUUAAUAGCUCACAGGAACCAACUAGACAUGCCAAAUUCGGCGUAUGCGCCUUCUAAAGUGGCCGCCCACUGGCUGACCAAGGCCAUUCACCGCGAAGAACCCAGCCUUGUUGCUUUCCCCAUCGAUCCUGGGUAAGCUGGGCCCACUGAUUACUUUUUAAUUUUGAUUUUUGCUAAGACGACGUUAGAUGGGUUCAAACUGAUCUCGGAAAUAUCGGUGCUAACCACUUCGGAUUCGAGCAAGCUCCUCUUGGAGUUACAGAGUGUGCCACUGGAUUGGAAAAGGUCAUAGCUGCUAGUACUAGAGAAACCCAUGGAGGGAAUUUGUUCAAGUGGGAUGGUGAACUCCUUCCUUGGUAAUAGGAGUCACAUAAUAGCCACUCAGAGAAUGCUCAGACGAUACACCAAGCG